Messenger RNA from Ramularia collo-cygni, 1140 nucleotides. RefSeq names its product related to pyridoxal kinase. Gene Ontology annotation, molecular function: pyridoxal kinase activity. Bases 1 to 1140 code for a protein of 379 amino acids. The record is from RefSeq and is a predicted model, not a curated record. Gene Ontology annotation, cellular component: cytosol. The transcript has 4 exons. Gene Ontology annotation, biological process: pyridoxal 5'-phosphate salvage. Lineage: Eukaryota; Fungi; Ascomycota; Dothideomycetes; Mycosphaerellales; Mycosphaerellaceae.
AUGGCGGAAAGCGACGUCGAGAUUCCAGAGACGCAUGUCUUGGCCGUUGCUAGCCAUGUGACCUCUGGAUAUGUCGGCAAUACUAUGGCCACGUUCUGCAUGCAGACUCUGGGAUGUGAAGUGUCUGCCAUCCACACUGUGAACUACAGCAACCAUGUCGCAUACAAACGAUUCAAAGGACGGAAGACCACACCGGAAGAAGUAGCAGAGCUAUAUGAAGGUCUGAAGGAGGCCGGUCUCGACAGCUUCGACAUGAUGCUUUCAGGAUAUUGCCCCUCGGCAGCGCUGGUAGAGCAAGUGGGCAAGAUUGGAAGAGAAGCAAAGCUCAAAGCUACGACUAAGCCGGGAUCUUUCUUCUGGGUGUUGGAUCCGGUAAUGGGCGACAAUGGGAGGAUAUACGUCGCAGAGGACACCGUACCAGCAUACAAGAGCCUACUCAAGGACGCAGAUCUCAUCCUGCCGAACCAAUUCGAGGCGGAACUCUUAUCGGAUGUCAAAAUUCGUGAUCUUGCAAGCAUGGAGCAGGCCAUCUCGAAGCUUCACCAGGCAUACACAGUACCUCAUGUGCUGAUCACUUCGAUCCGACUGCCAACAACAGCGUCGAGCUCACCUUCGGGUGGGAGUGAGAGUCGAUCCACUGCAGCGAAGCUCUCAGUGAUUGGAUCAACCGCAACAUCAACGGGAAAGCCACGUCUGUUCCGCAUCACGGUGCCCGCACUGCCGGUUUUCUUCUCUGGCACUGGUGACAUGUUCGCCGCACUUCUAGUCGCCCGACUUCGACAGGCCGCCAAAGCAGCAAAUGUCUUGGAUAAGCCUAGCUGGCGGAGUGAGGACGAUGUCGCGGGUCCGGAAUUGCCCCUAGCAAAGGCUACCGCAAAGGUCUUGGCCAGUAUGCACGCUGUCUUGAAGGAUACGGCAGAUCACUACAACGCCGCUGCGAAAGAGCUUGGUGAUGAGAAGCAGCUCAACGAGGGCACGGGGGCAGCAGCUGAGAAAGAAAAAGAGACUGAACGUCAUCUGAAGCUGACGAGGGCAGCGGAGGUGAGAGUGGUGAGAAACACGACGGCAUUGCGAGAGCCGCCCAAUCUGCAAGAUUUCAAUGCUUUGGCUGUGGUGUCGGACCAGGGAACCAAUGAGUAA